CCAUCCUUCAAGCAUCAGCAUCAACGACAAAAGCAUCAGUCUUUUCAUCCUCCUCCAUUAUUUUGGGAUAAACUCUCUAAGCUCUGGCUAACCAAAAGCGCGUUAAGAGAAGUCAAUCAACGAAAUAAAUCCCUAUACUUAUACCAGCGCUCCUCUUCUAUAUCCUAUACCUUUGCUCCUGAUUUCUGGCGCAACUGUUCCACUAUUCUACUAAGAGAAGUCAAAAGAUCUUCCCGCUGUGGAGGACCAAAUCUGUCAGAUAUCAGAGAUUAUCCAGCACCAGCCCACUUCUAUCAAUACUCUAUGGAUCCCACCAUGUUCAACUCAAAACGCCAUACCACAAAAUAUACUAGGCUAAAGACCAACGCUACAACUGCUUAUGACCCACACUUUGAGCAACAUCUAAUCGACCAUGUUGUCUUAACACCAUUUUUCGAAUACCCAGAUGGUACUGAGCCAUCCGAACCCAAGAACCUCAGGGAAAUUCAACAAAGAUUACAAGCCCCUCGUCCUUUACUCAAUUCAGAUAUGCAAUAUAGGGAAUUCGCCAAACUCAACGAGAAGGCUGGUAGUGAACAAUUAGUUAUUGCAAAGAUCUUGCCUGUACUUGAGGGAAAGUGGGAAGAUAGUUUCCCGACUGGGGGUGGACAGCUAUUUAACAAUCUUGCUCAUUUGACCGACGGCACUCUAGUUCAGGCUAAGCCUGAUCUUUACCAUGGCGCGCGCCCGAACCAGCUAAAGCAUAGCAUUCGGAAAGACUUGAGUAACAUGCUUAUUCCAACGCGCCAGACCGGACGUCCAAUAGCGCCGAAUUUCUUUGUCGAGGCAAAGGGUCAUGAUGGAAGCUCCGCCGUGCUUAAACGCCAGGCCUGUUAUGAUGCUGCUCUGGGAGCACGAGCCAUGCAUGCCCUGCAGCAAUAUGAGCAUGAAAGAAGCAGCAAUAAGCCGAACUAUUACAACAACAACGUCUGUACUAUCGCAGCUACUUUCAUGGAUGGAUUGCUAGGAUUGUACGUGGCUCGCCCUACAAGAUCUGCGAACAAUCAUAAUCCAGAUACCAAUUAUGUGAUGACCCAGAUUGGGCAAUGGGCAUUACAUGGUGACCCAAAUACUUAUCAGCGGGGUAUAACCGCCUAUCGAAAUGCCCGAGACCUGGCCAGAGAAUUCAGGGACGACUUUAUCAGGCAGGCAAACGAACAAUAUGCAGCUGGUCAAGAUAAUGCCAGUAGUUCU
Aspergillus fijiensis CBS 313.89 is the source of this 1233-nucleotide messenger RNA. RefSeq lists its product as uncharacterized. NCBI's taxonomy places the organism in Eukaryota, Fungi, Ascomycota, Eurotiomycetes, Eurotiales, Aspergillaceae. The annotation marks the transcript as partial. The transcript has 2 exons. The record is from RefSeq and is a predicted model, not a curated record.